Molecule: messenger RNA, 1589 nt
Organism: Haliotis rufescens (red abalone)
Lineage: Eukaryota; Metazoa; Mollusca; Gastropoda; Lepetellida; Haliotidae
Product: sialin-like
Exons: 5
Coding region: 148-903 (251 amino acids)
Biological process (GO): monoatomic anion transport
Molecular function (GO): transmembrane transporter activity
Source: RefSeq, a predicted model, not a curated record
UGGGUAAUCGUCUGCAUAAUAAUCGUUACUGAUACUCCUUCCGGUAAUUCCCGGAUAUCCGGUGAAGAGAAAGAAUACAUAACCGGAAGUCAAAGGAAUCGGGGAUCAUUUCCAAUACAGGAUGGUGAUACGGUCCCUUGGCGUGGCAUGAUGACGUCAUAUCCUCUGUGGGGUAUUCUAGUGAGCCACACUUGCGGAGCUGUAGGAAGUCACGUGUAUCUGUCUUGUAUAUCUACCUUCAUACAGCAUAGUAUCACUGAUAACACAUACAAGAGCGUCUUGCAAGCCACUCCACAUUUCGGAUUGUUCGUGGUCAUAGUGUUGACCGGACACAUUGCUGACCAUAUCCGCUCUACCGACUACCUGUCCACGACAUCUACAAGGAAGAUAUUUAACUCGAUAGGUGAACUGACCCCAGCAAUAGUCCUCAUCAUCGCCGGGGUCCUGCCCUCCUCCCACCCUACCGUCAAGCUCACCCUCCUCGUCACGGGCGUGUCCCUCACCGGCUGCGUCUACUCUGGCGGCUACAUCAUCAACGCCAUCGACAUCUCACCACAAUAUGCUGGGAUAGUAUUCGGUAUCUCCAACACCGUCGCAUCGGCUUUCGUCCUCUUAGGCAGCGCAACAAUUGCCGAAAGUGUCCAUGCCGGAUAUCAAGGCAACUGGGAAAUUCUUGUCGUUGUCACUGCAACAAUCUACAUCUUCGGCAGUCUCUUCUACCUCGUGUUCGGCAGCGGGAGCCCCCAGCACUGGAACACGACGCCAUGCCCAACCCACCACGAUGAGACACGCGAACCCGACAUCGCCAACUCGGCAGCAAAGCCAGUUACGACGCCUCAAAUAGGAGGGGGGACAUGCGCGUCGUUACACGUGGACUUUAUUGAUGAGGACGCGCGGACAUGACGGUUGUGUACAGAAUGCCCCACAACAUAUGUCAGUGUUUCAACUCGUUAAUGAUUCUACAAUUUUAAUCAUCUGCAAUGGUCCAUAGUGGCACUGGCAAAUCCUGUUUCCCGAGGAAAUCAACCUCCUGGAAGUGAGCUGACAGACUUUGUGCAUGAUCGUGCGCUGAUGACAUGGGUCGAUGCUGACAACACAUUGGUGUAUUGCGCGUGAUGACUUUCUGAUUUACAAUGUCACACUGUUUAGAUAUUCUGAGGUUCUGACUAAAAUAAACGACAAUUAAUGCCUUUUUACCAUCAAACAUACUAGUUUUGUGAAUAUUGUGUGCGGAGUAGAUUACAGUUUACAAAAUAUUUCAAACUAUUGUCAUGAAGUCUUUCAAUGUCAUUUAGAAGUGAUACACAUAAGUAAGAGAAUUUAUGGAUGUCAACUGUUUUAUUAUGAGGAACCCAACGUUUCGGGGUAUUUACUUACUCCUUCGUAAGGUGGAGGAGUAAUUAUAUAUAUACUCAAAGAAGUUGACAUCCAUACGUAUUUUUGUGCGGAUAAUGAAAUAAAAGUGUUAAAAUCUAUCUAUAUAAACUUCUAUCGUCGUUGUCACUGCAUCAUAUCUGGCUUCUAAUAAACUCGCAGAUAGGUCCGGGGCGGUCGGGUAGUCUAGUGGUUAAAGCGUUCGCUCGUCACGC